Puccinia triticina is the source of this 1938-nucleotide messenger RNA. RefSeq lists its product as uncharacterized. Gene Ontology annotation, molecular function: N,N-dimethylaniline monooxygenase activity; NADP binding; flavin adenine dinucleotide binding. The transcript has 10 exons. Lineage: Eukaryota; Fungi; Basidiomycota; Pucciniomycetes; Pucciniales; Pucciniaceae. The record is from RefSeq and is a predicted model, not a curated record. The coding region runs from base 1 to 1938 and encodes 645 amino acids.
AUGUCACAACUUGAGCCACUUCCGGGACCAACAGUGCUGACAGACCUCAAACAGGAAGGAUCAUUCCAAGCUUCGGGCAAUAACAAGAGCUCUAGUUUUCUCUCCUCUGAUUCCCUCCAGAACCAUGUGAACAGUUGGCUUGCAAGAGCCCAAAAGAGUCUUGAGGAAAAAGACGUCGAUCAGUUUGUCGAUUUGUUUUCAGAUGAUGGUUACUGGAGGGAUAUCCUGACUAUCGAGCUUGACUUCAACUCAUUGGCCAAGGGAUCCAUCAAGCCUUAUCUCGACCAACACAAGCUUUCAUUACCGUCCCUGAAAAAUCUGAAGCUCGAUCGUCCAGAUCAACUCAAACAAACCGCAGAUGGACUCGUUCAAUCGUUCAUCAAGUUUGAAACAGAUCUUUACAGAGGCAAUGGAUUACUGAAGCUUUAUUCUAAGGACACCGGAAUACCAUCCUCUAGUCCAUCCAAAGCUUUGCUAUUCUUUACCCAAGUGUGGGAAGUCAAAGGACACGAAGAAAAUCUUCUUUUUCGUCGUCCCCUUGGAGUUCCAGAUGUGAGAUCGAGCGAGCAGAGGCCGCUGAACUGGCUGGAAGAACGCGUCCGAAGCUCGGAACGAUACAAACAGGGGGUUGAUCCUACGGUUUUGAUCAUCGGUGGGGGUCAGAAUGGCUUGAGCCUGGCGGCCCGGUUAAAGGUGCUCGGAAUCGAUUCGUUGGUUGUCGAGAAAAGCGUGCGAUUGGGCGACUGUUGGAGGUCGCGGUAUCAUUCGCUCUGCUUGCACGAUCCGGUGUGGGCGGACCACUUGGCUUACAUGCCUUAUCCUUCGACGUGGCCAGUCUAUACACCCAAGGAUAAACUGGCCAACUGGUUCGAGCAUUACGCCGAGAGCAUGGAGCUAGAUGUCUGGCUCCAAGCCAGGCUAGUUCCGGGUGCCGAGUACGACACCGAGGAUGGACGCUGGACGGUGGAUAUCGAGCUGUCCGGCGGAGAGGGAAGAUCAGCAAGGACCAUCAGGCUCCACCCGCGCUACCUAGUCCUGGCCACCGGCCUCAAUGGCGCGCCUCGAUGGCCCAACAAUAUUGCAAACUUUGAGGCCUACUCCGGAACUGCCAUGCACUCCAGUCAGUUCAAGUCCGGUCAGCAGUGGCGCGGCAAGCACGCCGUCAUCGUCGGCGCAUGCAACUCGGCACACGAUAUCGCCGCUGAGCUCUACCAGAGCGGGGCGGCGGAGGUGACGAUGGUCCAACGUUCCAGGACUUUUGUUAUGUCAAGCAAACAUGGGAUACCAGCUCUAAUGGAAGGCUUGUAUGAGGAGGGAGGUAUAGCGACCGAAGACGCGGACCGAAUCUUUACCAGUUUACCGAUCAAUCUCCUCGAGAAAACACACAUCAAGCUGCAAGAAAAGAUAGCCAAACUCGACCGGGAUCUCCUCCAGAGCCUUGAAAACGUUGGGUUCAAGUUAGACCCUUAUCCAGCGGGCAUGCUUAUCAAAUAUUUCAGGCGGGGUGGGGGAUACUAUAUUGAUGUGGGAUGUUCAGAGCUGAUUGCCUCGAAAAGGAUCAAACUGAAGCAGGGAAAAGAGGUAGCUAGUUUGACUGAACACGGCCUACAGUUUGAAGAUGGAGAAGAGAUCGAUGCCGAUCUCAUUGUAUUCGCUACGGGAUACCAAUCGAUACGAAAGACCAUAGCAAAAAUGAUCAGUCACCAGGUGGCCAACCGACUGGGUCCGGUGUGGGGAAAAGAUAACCAGGGCGAGAUCCCGGGUACAUGGAGGCUUUUUGGCCAGCCAGGCCUGUGGCUAAUGUGUGGAAACUUCUUCCAAGCUCGAUGUUUCUCGAAACAUCUUGCCACUCAGAUCCUACUCCAAGAGCUCCAGAUAUACGAGAAAAAUUGGCCAGGAAGAGCCCAGGACAAGUUACCAGUAGAUCCGCAAGAUUAG